AUGAACUUGCCGAGUAGGCUGUUCUCGCGGCGGGAGAAAGAGGCGCGCGUGGAGCGACUUCUCGAGAUCCUCGGGCUGUCGCACGUCGCCAACACCAUCAUCGGCGACGAAAACAGAAGAGGCGUGUCCGGCGGCGAGCGGAAGCGCGUGGCGAUCGGCGCGCACAUCGUGCACGACCCCAAGAUCCUCUUUCUGGACGAGCCCACGUCGGGUCUCGACUCCACGAACGCGUGCCGCGUCGUCAACAUCCUGCACGAUAUCGCCGUGCAGUCGCACAGCAUCGUUGUCAUGGUGCUGCACCAGCCGUCGUUUCGUAUCCUCGAGCUCGUCGACCGCAUCAUGCUGCUCUCCGCGGGCAACGCCGUCUUCUUCGGGGCGCCGCGGCGCAUGCCCGCGUUCUUCGCCGAGUUCGGACGGCCCGUGCCGCAAUUCGCGAAUCCGACGGAGUACGCGCUCGAGCUGCUCGACAGGCUCCGCGCGACGCCCACGGGAUUGGAGGAGUUACACGCGUUCGCGCAGGAGUGGCUUCGCGGCAAGUGUCUUACUAUCGCAGAGGCUGCUAACGGGGAUGUCGCUUCUGACGGCGCGGAACGCGCGUGCGACGGCUCGAAGAAUGACGGAGCUUGCGAAAGCGGCGACACUCGCGAGAGCAGCGGGAGUAACGACAGCAGCUCCCCGCUGCUUCCAGCUGCCACAGCAGACACGGCGACGAGCCGCCUGGUGCCGCCGCGUUCCCCGCCAGCGGCAAUCCCGGAGGAAGGUUUGGUGGUUGAUAGCGACGCCGGUGGCGUUACUGACGGAUCAGCUGCUGAUGCUGAUCCGUCAACGUCGUCGGCGAAGGUCGUUUCCGCGCCGCCGUCCCGCUGGACGUCGGGUUUCCGGAAAGAGAGUAGGUACAGGCAGGAGGAGCAAUUAAAGAAGAAGCAACAGCAGUGCGUGGUAGAGAGCAAUUAUAAGGGCACGAGGCGGUACGCGAAUAGCUGGCCCCGCGAGCUGUGGAUCUUGCUCCGCCGCGCGGCGCUGAUUAUCACGCGCAACCCCGCGCUGUACGGCUUGCGCCUGGGGCUGCUCACUGUCGCGGGUCUUCUGCUCUCGUCGCUCUUCUGGCAACCGCCGCACACGCCCAAGGGCCUGUGGGAGCGGCUGGCAUACCUGUCUUUUAUUGUGGCUGUGCUGUUCUUCUGCUCCGCCGAUGCCACCCCCAUUUUCAUAGAGGACCGGCACAUAUUCAUCCGGGAGACGUCGCACAACACGUACCGCACGUCGACGUACGUGGUGGCGCACGCGCUCGUGUACAUGCCGCUGCAGAUCCUCAUGGCGCUCGUCAUCACGCUCGAGUCCUGGUGGUGUGUCGGGCUGUCGGGCGGCGCCAGCGGCUUCUUCUUCAUGGCGCUGCUCUGCUUCGGAUGCCUCUUCGCUGGCAACGCCAUCGCCACCUUCUGCAGCGCCUUCUUCAGCAGCAUCAUCCUGGCGUAUGCAGUGGUGAUCAGCUGCAUGGCGUACUUCACCAUCAUCAGCGGCUUCUACAUCCCGCGCACCGCCAUCCCGCCCUUCUGGAUCUGGCUGCACUACCUCUCGCCCAUCAAAUACGCCUACGAGGCCAUGGUCCUCAACGAGUUCGACAGGGAGGACACGGCAUGCUACUUCCGCCUGAACCAGAUGGAGAACGUGGCAGCGAUCCGCUCCUAUGUCAACGUGACACGCGCUGAGGCCGCUCUGGACGUGUUCCUGCCAGGCAUCCUCAUGCCAGGCGUGCGCAUUACAGAGGACAGCUGCCUGCUGUACGGCCAGCGCAUCUACAGCGAUCUGCUCGACAUCUCGCAGCUCACCAAGUGGCAGUGCCUUGCCGUGUUGUUCAGCAUGGCGCUCGCUGGUAUUGUGUCCAAUCAGGCAUCUGAAGCGUCUGCAUCUGAAGCGGCGUCUGCAUCUGAAGCGGCGUCUGCAUCUGUAGCGGCGUCUGCAUCUGUAGCGGCGUCUGCAUCUGUAGCGGCGUCUGCAUCUGUAGCGGCGUCUGCAUCUGUAGCGGCGUCUGCAUCUGUAGCGGCGUCUGCAUCUGUAGCCGUGGCUGUGAUGGGGUGCGUGCUGGGCAAGCAAGUCAACAAAGUCAACCGAGUCAAGACAGCCCCCAAAGGCAGCAAUUUCAAGACGGCGGGCAAGCAGCCACCUCAGGUGGACACGGGGCAACGGAAGAGCAACACACCAGUUUCAGUUGGAUCCACCCACUCUGCGUCAUCAGUCGCCUCUGUUGCUUCCACUGCCACCACGCCGCCGCAAGUGCAGAGGUGCCGCCGCUUCUCCCUGCAAGAGCUUGCACAGGCCACGGGCGGGUGGGCAGCACAGAGCUUGAUAGGCACGGGGCGCAGCGGGGACACGUACAGAGGGGUGCAGCCGAUGCCGCCCGGGGGAGAUGGGGGGAACGUGGCUGAUGGGGGCGUGGUGUGGGCUGUGAAACGUGCGAGAGUGGGGCGGGUUCGAGCAGAUGAUUUCCAUAAAGAGGUGAAGCAGAUUGGUUCAAAGCACCACGUGCAUCUGGUGCGGCUGGUGGGUUUCUGUGCGGAGGAGGACGCAGUGACACGGACGAGGGAGCAUGUUCUGGUCUAUGAGUUCAUGCCCAAUGGCAACCUCUCUCGCUGGAUAGGCCCAUGUGCGGCGGUGCAGCUGACUCUACAGCAGCGCAUGGACGUGCUGAUUGGCGUGACACAGGCGGUGCAGUACCUGUGUUGUGUUGCCCAUGCUCAACCAUUUCCCCACACACUCUCUCCCACUUGUCCACCCCUUCCCUUCCCCCUCCACGCCCAGCUGACUCUGCAGCAGCGAAUCGACGUGCUCAUCGGAAUAACACAGGCGGUGCAGUACCUACAUGCCUUCUCCCUCGAGCACGCUCACAUCCACCCUGCCAACGUGCUCCUUGACAAGACCAUGCGCGCCAAGCUCUCUGAUUUUGGCCUCAACCGAGACGCAUUCACCAGCACGGGCAAAGGCACACGGGACGACAGGACAAGGGAUGAUGGAACAAGGGAUGGCACCGAGAAUGGCGCCAGGGCUGGUGUGAGGGAUGGCAUGAGAGGAACUGGCGCAGGGGGUCAGGCGGGGAGGCAAGGCGCGGAGAGGAGAGACGUCCGGGGGGCUGCGAAGGUGGAGGAGAGAGGGCGUGGGGUUCAAGACAGGCGGGGUAGCAAUAAAGUCAGCAAUGCCGGUGCUAGUGGUACUGCUGGUGCUGGUGGUGAUGCUGGUGGUGCUGGUGAUGGUGUUGGUGUUGGUGUGUGCACUGCAGGAGGGGACGCAUCAGGGUACAUGGAUCCCGAGUUUCUUCACACGCACUGGCUGUCGCCUGCCGUUGACGUAUACAGCGUUGGCGUGCUCGCCCUCAUGCUGCUCACAGCACGCACUGCCACCGCCGCCGCGCAUCAACACGGGGACAGCGACAAAGGCAUUGACGGAACUGGGGACAGGCAUAUAGACAGACACGUGGAUGGGCAUGUGGAUGGACAGUCAGACAGACGCACGGGCCAACACACAGACGAAAGAGCCACUCUCAUACAGUGGGUCUCCUCCCUCCUCCCCGCUCAAAACCCUGCAACUUUUACAGACCCCUACCUCUUAUCCCCCUCCUCCUCCUCCCCACCUCCCAACCCCCGCUCGCUCAUCCGCCUAGCAACCCUCGCGCUCUCCUGCACGGUCCUCCCUUCAACCUCGCGCCCAUCCGUGAGCAAGCUUCUUUACGAGCUGACAGAGAUUCGAGACGAGCUGUUUGGAGCGGCGAGGAGUGAGGCGCUAGAGCGAGUGGACAGGGAGGUUGCAGAUAUGAAAGGGGGGGACUUUCUGGCCGAGAUGGCCCGAGCGGAGUCCCUGGCGUCGGGAGCGAGCGUGAGCGGAGGCGUGAGCGGGGUUGUGAGUGGAGGCACAGGGGUUUCGUGGGCCGUGACGAGUGUUAGUGGCGGGGCGGGGGUGAGCGGGGCGGUGAGUGGGGGGUGGAGUGGAGCGGUGAGUGGGGGGGUGAGUGGAGUGGUGAGUGGGGGGGUGAGUGGAGCGGUGAGUGGGGGGGUGAGUGGGGGGUUGAAUGGGGUGAGUCGGGGUGAGAGCGUGAGCGGAGGGGUGAGCGGAGGGGUGAGCGGAGGGGUGAGUGGAGGGGUGAGUGGAGGGGUGAGUGGAGGGGUGAGUGGAGGGGUGAGUGGAGGGGUGAGUGGAGGGGUGAGUGGAGGGGUGAGUGGAGGCACGAGGGCUUCGUGGGCUAUGACGAGUGUUAGUGGCGGGGCGGGGGUGAGUGGUGCGGUGAGUGGGGGGUGGAGUGGAGGGGUCAGCAGUGGUGUGAGUGGGGUCAGCAGCGGUGUGAGUGGGGUCAGCAGCGGUAUGAGUGGGGUCAGUGGCGGUGUGAGUGGGGUCAGCAGCGGUGUGAGUGGGGUCAGCAGCGGUGUGAGUGGGGUCAGUGGCGGUGUGAGUGGGGUCAGUGGCGGUGUGAGUGGGAUCAGAAGCGGUGUGAGUGGGGUCAGUGGCGGUGUGAGUCAAGGGGGGGGAGGUCGCUUGUGA
This is a messenger RNA of Closterium sp. NIES-65, 4527 nucleotides long. Lineage: Eukaryota; Viridiplantae; Streptophyta; Zygnematophyceae; Desmidiales; Closteriaceae. The record is from the annotation of a GenBank genome assembly.